Messenger RNA from Haliotis rufescens (red abalone), 3015 nucleotides. Its product is annotated as serine-aspartate repeat-containing protein I-like. The coding region runs from base 1 to 3015 and encodes 1004 amino acids. The transcript has a single exon. The record is from RefSeq and is a predicted model, not a curated record. Lineage: Eukaryota; Metazoa; Mollusca; Gastropoda; Lepetellida; Haliotidae.
AUGGACACGGACAAUGACACGGACAACGACAUGAACACGGACACGGACAAUGACAUGGACACGGACAAUGACAUGGACACGGACAAUGACAUGGACACGGACAAUGACAUGGACACGGACACGGACAAGGACACGAACAAUGACAUGGACACGGACAAGGACAUGGACACGGACAAUGACACAAACACGGACAAUGACAUGGACACGGACAAGGACAUGGACACGGACAAUGACACAAACACGGACAAUGACAUGGACACGGACAAGGACAUGGACACGGACAAUGACACAAACACGGACACGGACAAUGACAUGGACACAGACACAGACACGGACAAUGACAUGGAGAAAGACACGGACAAUGACAUGGACACAGACACAGACACGGACAAUGACAUGGAGAAAGACACGGACACGGACAAUGACAUGGACACGGACACGGACAAGGACACGAACAAUGACAUGGACACGGACAAGGACAUGGACACGGACAAUGACACAAACACGGACAAUGACAUGGACACGGACAAGGACAUGGACACGGACAAUGACACAAACACGGACAACGACAUGGACACGGACAAGGACAUGGACACGGACAAUGACACAAACACGGACACGGACAAUGACAUGGACACAGACACAGACACGGACAAUGACAUGCAGAAAGACACGGACAAUGACAUGGACACAGACACAGACACGGACAAUGACAUGGAGAAAGACACGGACACGGACAAUGACAUGGACACAGACACAGACACGGACAAUGACAAGGAGAAAGACACGGACACGGACAAUGACAUGGACACAGACACAGACACGGACAAUGACAUGGAGAAAGACAAGUACACGGACAAUGACAUGGACACAGACACAGACACAGACACGGACAAUGACAUGGAGAAAGACACGGACAAUGACAUGGACACAGACACAGACACGGACAAUGACAUGGAGAAAGACACGGACACGGACAAUGACAUGGACACAGACACAGACACGGACAAUGACAAGGAGAAAGACACGGACAUGGACAAUGACAUGGACACAGACACAGACACGGACAAUGACAUGGAGAAAGACAAGUACACGGACAAUGACAUGGACACAGACACAGACACGGACAAUGACAUGGAGAAAGACACGGACACGGACAAUGACAUGGACACAGACACGGACACGGACAAUGACACGGACAAUGACAAGGACACGGAUAAUGACAAGGACACGGACAAUAACAAGGACACGGACACGAUGAUGGACAUGGACACGGACACGAACACGGACAAUAGCAAGGACACGGACGAGGACAAGGACACGUACACUGACACGAAUACGGACAAUGUUAAGGACUCGGACAUGACGAAUACGGACAAUGACAUGGACACGGACAAUGACACGAACACGGACAAUGACAUGGACACGGACAAUGACAUGGACACGGACAAGGACAAGGACACGGACAAUGACACGAAUACGGACAAUGACAAGGACACGGACAAUGACAAGGACUCGGACAAUAACACGAAUACGGAAAAUGACAUGGACACGGACAAUGACACGAACACGGACAAUGACAUGGACACGGACAAUGACACGAAUACGGACAAUGACAAGGACACGGACAAUGACAUGGACACGGACAAUGACACGAAUACGGACAAUGACAAGGACACGGGCAAUGACAUGGACUCGGACAAUAACACGAAUACGGAAAAUGACAUGGACACGGACAAUGACACGAAUACGGACAAUGACAAGGACACGGACAAUGACAAGGACUCGGACAAUAACACGAAUACGGAAAAUGACAUGGACACGGACAAUGACAUGGACACGGACAAUGACACGAAUACGGACAAUGACAUGGACACGGACAAUGACACGAAUACGGACAAUGACAUGGACACGGACAAUGACAUGGACACGGACAAUGACAUGGACACGGACAAUGACACGAAUACGGACAAUGACAUGGACACGGACAAUGACACGAAUACGGACAAUGACAUGGACACGGACAAUGACAUGGACACGGACAAUGACACGAAUACGGACAAUGACAUGGACACGGACAAUGACAUGGACACGGACAAUGACAUGGACACGGACAAUGACACGAAUACGGACAAUGACAUGGACACGGACAAUGACACGGACAAUGACAAGGACACGGACAAUGACAAGGACACGGAGACGAUGAUGGACAUGGACACGGACACGAACACGGACAAGGACAAGGACACGUACACUGACACGAAUACGGACAAUGACAAGGACACGGACAAUGACACGAAUACGGACAAUGACAUGGACACGGACAAUGACACGAACACGGACAAUGACAUGGACACGGACAAUGACAUGGACACGGACAAUGACACGAAUACGGACAAUGACAUGGACACGGACAAUGACACGAACACGGACAAUGACACGAAUACGGACAAUGACAUGGACACGGACAAUGACAUGGACACGGACAAUGACACGAAUACGGACAAUGACAUGGACACGGACAAUGACAUGGACACGGACAAUGACAUGGACACGGACAAUGACAAGGACACGGACAAUGACACGGACAAUGACAAGGACACGGACAAUGACAAGGACACGGAGACGAUGAUGGACAUGGACACGGACACGAACACGGACAAUGGCAAGGACACGGACAAGGACAAGGACACGUACACUGACACGAAUACGGACAAUGACAAGGACACGGACAAUGACAUGGACACGGACAAUGACAAGAAUACGGACAAUGACAUGGACACGGACAAUGACACGAACACGGACAAUGACACGGACACGGACACGGACACGGACACGGACACGGACAAUGACACGAAUACGGACAAUGACAAGGACACGGACAAUGACACGAAUACGGACAAUGACAUGGACACGGACACGGACAAUGAUAUAGACACGGACAAUGGCAAGGACACGGACACGGACACGGACAAUGAUAUAGACACGGACACUGACAAGGAUCACAAUUUCUGA